Symbiodinium sp. CCMP2592 is the source of this 357-nucleotide messenger RNA. Lineage: Eukaryota; Dinophyceae; Suessiales; Symbiodiniaceae. The record is from the annotation of a GenBank genome assembly.
AUGGCCCGCCCGACUCUGCUGCCGUUGGCGCUGUGCGCUGCCGUCCUGGUGCUCCUGAAGUCGGCGACCACUUUCGUGCAGGCCCCAGCACGAACUGUGGAGGGCCCCCAGCACCAGCUGCGCGUGCUGGAGACUGCGGCUGUGUCAACAGGACUGACGCUCUCAGGCUCCCUGCCGGCUCUGGCCACCUGGGGCGAGGGCUCCGAGGCCGGGCAGAACAUCGACCCAGAUUCCACGGAGGCCUACAACCGCAAGAUCCUGAACGCCACGGCAAUCUGCUUGACCUUUGCCGUCUUCCUUGUCGGCCUCGUGGUCUCCCAGGCACGAAAGCUCGUGGAGAACAGGUGGCUGAACUGA